CUUGAAAGAAGAGAGAGAAGCAGUCAUCGGCACAGAUCGUCUCGUGGCAUUUGAAACCCUGAUAGUUAUGAUCGGGCAUCGGCAGAACCAGUCAAUGUCAACAAUCCAAAAUCACAAUCAGCCGCAUUACGGUAUCAAUAGACCACCAGCUACCUCGCACCCACCCUUCGCACUGCACAUUCCUCAGGUGACAUGAAAUACUACGCGCAUUCAUAACCUACGGCGGCUCAACUGUUUUAAAUACUCGCUAGUCUCCGCAGACUUACGGUUCCAAUUCGUUUGGCAUUCAUCGUAGUUAGUAUGAUAAGCCACUCGUACAGCCUACCCACAAUCAGGUUCCUGUACAUCUCAUCGACCGUUUUCACGGACUGCAACAGUAAAACAGUCUCCAAGUAGAGGAGACUGCGAAAGCUGAUCCACGAUACUACCUGAGUGAGAUUUACCAGGCUUUGUCUACUGCCGGACAAACAUAUUUGUUACCCAACGACAUGGACGUCUCUAGUGAAGACAGCGCGGCUCAGUCUACAGUGGAAGUGGUCACGAAAACAAAGCUCCAGCUACCAGCUAGUUGCGACCCGCCCCAGCCCGACGGCGAGAGAAAGCAGUUGGUAUGGGUGGUGUUCGGUGGAACGGGCCAUAUGGGCAGAUCUCUCGUGAAGUCCGCCUUGUCCAAAGGAGAUAUUGUCUCGUCCGUAGGACGAGUCUUCGAGACGAGCCUCGAGGAUAUGUCAGCUCACCAAGACAAAGACAACUAUCUGGGGCUACUAUGUGAUGUGCGCUCGAAAGACUCAGUGGCGCGCGUGAUUAGCAGGACGUUAGGACGAUUCCAGCGCGUCGACGUGGUCGCCAACUGCUCCGGCUACGGCGUCAUAGGCGCAUGCGAGGACCAGGACGAGCACGAGAUUCGGAACCAGUUUGAGACGAAUUUCAUGGGCACUCUCAACAUCAUCCAAGCCACAUUGCCCUAUUUCCGCCAGCAGAACGGCGGCCGCUAUCUCAUCUUCAGCUCGACAUCUGGGGCACUGGGGGUUCCUGGCCUUGGCCCGUAUUGUGCCACCAAAUAUGCCGUCGAAGGGUUGAUAGAGGCUAUGCUCUACGAGACGGAUUCGUUCAACGUCAAGGCGACUCUCGUGGAGCCCGGAUUCGUCCGCCGGGAUGAGCCCGACGCCUUGGCAAACCCACUGCCUACCUGGGGCCACUUCCUUAUCAAACCAGCAAGCGAGGCCUACGCGCAAGCAACAUCACCAGCACUGCAUGCCAAGAGGAUGGUUCAAUGGCUCGGCGACCGCCAGCCGACGAGUGCCGUCAAGUGUGCUGAGCUUGUCUGGCAACUGGCCCACUGCUCGUAUCCUCCGCUACGGUUACUCCUGGGAAGCUAUGCCAUUGAGAGUAUCCGCGAUAGGUUGCGGUCCGUUACAGAAGAGUUGGAAGACUGGAAGCAUCUGAACUUUCCUUCUAUGGCAGAAGCGGGUGGUGAGGGCGGAGGAAAGGACAGCAAACCAGACCAUGACGAGAGCAUGGCCGAUUCGGGGCAGGACGCGCCUAGCCAGGAGACGUAAGAGUUGAAGACUACAGAACAAGAUGAGACCUAUCGCGCUCUGUUGCACUCUAUGCAGGCUCGAGGACGAUUAUUCGUGACCGAGAACGAUAUGUAAUUAACGGGUGCCUAUUUUACGUGUGGUGUUGCUGACCCUCAUUCAGCUAGGCAGAUGUAAUGGCUAUCCGUCCUUGACACC
Colletotrichum destructivum is the source of this 1736-nucleotide messenger RNA. RefSeq names its product Putative short-chain dehydrogenase/reductase SDR, NAD(P)-binding domain superfamily. Bases 489 to 1559 code for a protein of 356 amino acids. NCBI's taxonomy places the organism in Eukaryota, Fungi, Ascomycota, Sordariomycetes, Glomerellales, Glomerellaceae. The transcript is spliced from 2 exons. The record is from RefSeq and is a predicted model, not a curated record.